AUGGAGAAUGUCAACCAGGUUAACCAGGGAAACGUUGGAGGAAGAUCCCACCAGUCUGUGAACAUUGACAAUAAAAGGAAGGUGGUGAACAUUGACAAUAAUAAUGGCUGGAACUCCUGGAACACCAUUUGGGAUUACCAAACUGGCUUCAUGGCAACCCGGAUAAUGUCCAAAAAAUCCUGUGUUGUUGUCAAAAUGAAUAAAGCUGUCAUACCCGAUAUUACCACUCUUCCACAAGCCAUUAGAGAGAAGCAGCAAGAUCCUACUAAAGGACCUGCCCGCAAAGACAUUGCUUACACAGUUUCCCCCAAGAGGAUUACUAACUUGAGUCCAUAUGGGAAGAAUAUUGAAGCCUUGUGCAAAGGGAUUCCAUCCUAUGCUGCUUAUGAAGUUAAAAGACCAAGCUUUCCUUUCUACGGUGGAGACUGUAUUGAAGCUAAUAUCUUAUGGAUCGUGGGCAUCAGCCUUUGUGGAGAAGCAUAUGGUUAUUAA
Elgaria multicarinata webbii is the source of this 492-nucleotide messenger RNA. Its product is annotated as gastrokine-1-like. Gene Ontology annotation, biological process: regulation of cell population proliferation. The transcript is spliced from 5 exons. The record is from RefSeq and is a predicted model, not a curated record. NCBI's taxonomy places the organism in Eukaryota, Metazoa, Chordata, Lepidosauria, Squamata, Anguidae. Bases 1 to 492 code for a protein of 163 amino acids.